GGCGUUGACCAACAUUGACCGGCGUUGACCAACAUUGAGCAGCGUUGACCAAUCAAGAAAAAUUUCCUCCGGCGUAAUGGCAAACAAUGUUCCAUAUUCGAGCAAUGAUGGGGACGGGGUUAAUUAUCACGGUAGAUUUCAGAUAACUGAUGCAUUCUCAACGGUUAAUGAUGCGGUUAACCAUCUUAAUGAAAUUGCAAUUUCCAUAGGGUUCGAAUUGGUUAUUGAUUCGUAUAAGCAGAAUCCGACUGGUCCACUGCGUUGCUAUUUGAAAUGUUUUAGGGGGUCGAGAUACUCGGGAAAUAAGGUAGAUCCGAAUAUUAUGGUGCGACCUAAUACAUCGACAAAGUUUUGUGGAUGUAAUUUUAUGAUUAGGUUGGUUUUGGGGGACAAAUGGCAUGUGUCUAUUCCGAAUAGUGAUUAUGCUUUCCACAACCACGCAUUCAUAGUAUAUGCGGAGGGUCACAGACGGACUAGUGGGCUCAAUGAUGAUGCUAGGCGGAUGGUUAGACAGAUGACUGAUGCCGAGACCGCACCCAGAAACAUUCAAGCUGCUGUAAAUGAGGCAUUCCCCCAUCUUCACCAAACGAUAAAGCAUAUAUACAACGAGAGGUAUUUUUACAAGAUGGAAGGGCGUGAAGAACGGACUUCAGCUGAAAAUUUUCUGUACCUUGCUGUUCGAAAAACUAUGUGUAUUGGUCAUUACGGGAUGAUGAUGGAGUGA
Beta vulgaris subsp. vulgaris (sugar beet) is the source of this 724-nucleotide messenger RNA. RefSeq lists its product as uncharacterized. The coding region runs from base 77 to 724 and encodes 215 amino acids. The record is from RefSeq and is a predicted model, not a curated record. NCBI's taxonomy places the organism in Eukaryota, Viridiplantae, Streptophyta, Magnoliopsida, Caryophyllales, Amaranthaceae. The transcript has 2 exons.